GAUUUGUUGCAUGGGCCCCAUAGACAAACGAUAGCCUCGAUAGGGCACAGAUACAGAUUACAACCACAGAUUGAUUGCCACAGACCCUGCCACUCACUCACUCACCCCCUCCCUCAGAAAGUUAACUUACCCUUCCUACGGCUGUUCUCCGCCUUGCGACGAUCGACUGAGUGACUGACUACUCCGUCCACUUUGACCUCGACUCUCUACUCCGUUACCAUCACUUCGUGGCUUCGGAUUACGCCUAUUCCAACAACAAUCAGCCACUUCAACGGUCUGUGAUGUGGCAGGGUCUUUUCUAACCAAUCAUGGCCGAAUGUCGUCGCUCUGUCCUUUCUUGCGCGCGAUGUCGUCGACGCAAGAUCAAAUGUGAUCGUGCCAUUCCUUGCGGCCAAUGCACCGCCGCAAAAGCAGAAUGUACAGGUUACAGCUCAAAAGACCAAGAUCCAAACAUCCCGCGCUCCAUCGUUCAGCAUCUUGAGUCAGAAAUCGCCAAAGUCGAAAGCGAACUCGCCCGCAAUGGACAUCUCGACGAACUCAAUGCCUCUGACAUAUUGGCGGGCAUGCCAACCGACGAAGGACUACCGAUGGAGGAGACAGGAGUGCCCAUCUUCGAUGCACCCAAACUGGAUGAGCCCUCUGGACCCCCACUCGACCUCUCUACGACAGCGAUUAAAGACACUGUUCGGGACGAAGUGAUGAGCUGUGGAGAACUGCAAGCCAUGAUCUUUGCCAUUCUUCCAACCGGUCCAGGAGUCACAGAUCUAAUAGCACGGGUCCGAAUGAGCUUAACCCCAUCUACCGCCAUCGCAUCGGGUAGUCCGCGAGAAGCACGAAGAAAGUCCAUCUCCCGUGGGGUCCAAGAAGUCAGCUGUGCGAUGCUCAAGAGCAUCCCGACCCCGAUCGUCCGAAGUCUGAUCAAGAAAUAUAUGACCAGAGUUUAUCCAAUCUUUCCCGUCCUCCACGCGCCUUCGUUAUGGCAGCAACUCGAACGCGUGGUCAAGACCUUACAGGAGCUCCCACCAAACCACCGCAGUGUCCCACCAUCCUUCGAUUUCCUCAUCAUUUAUCUCAUGCUCUCCACGUCCGCUACUCUUGGCAGCGCCCGAACCGGCCACGAAACCAAACACAUGGUCUUCUCCAGUACAUUGUUCGAAGAGGGUAUCCAACAUAUGACAGACAAGGCCAACAUCCCAUCGGACCUCGCCGGCAUCCAAGUGACACUCAUGGUCCUGCAAUACGCAUCCAUCAACCCACGGCUCGCAAAUGUAUGGAUGUUAACCGGUGCCGCGAUGCGUGCCUGCCUCGAGCUUGGAUUGCACCGUGAAGCCCCCGAAGCACUGAACUUCGACCAACUCACCCUCGACCUACGCCGACGCAUAUUCUGGGCGACAUAUAACUUCGAUCGAGCAAUCUGCUCGGCGCUCCAACGUCCACUGUCCAUCCCCGACCAAACCAUUGACGCGCACUUCCCCUCGAUUCUCGACGACAGGCACAUCCAUCCCAACGGCAUCGAUGCCACUGGCGCCGAAACAAAACUCCACAGUCUCCGAUGGAUACACUUCCGCCGACUGCAAUCCGCCAUGGUCGAAGUGCACUUCCAAGGCAAACCUCUAGAACAAGGGCAAUCCUGGGAAGAUUGGCUAGUCUACAUGGAACGCCGCCUCCAAGCGUGGUACGAAGACUACAACGACGGCCAUGAACUCACAGAGUUCACACUGGCGCAUGGCCUGAUGAAUCUGCACCGUCCGUCGCCGCGCAUACCCAUGCCCGCCCAGCGCAGUCUAAUGGUCGCUUUCGAGGCCGCGUGCUCCAGCGCCAAAUCUCUGCGCGACCAUAUUUUGUCCGGCUUCUACCGACGUUCAUGGCUGAUCGCGCAUCACGUCCUGGAGAAUAGUAUGGUCGUGUUGUUCUGUCUGCGCCACGGGUUCGACACUAUUUCCGCACGAUUCUCAGCGCAACAGAUUUUCGAAAUGACGAAAGUGUUUACCGCAAAUUUCCUGGCUCUUGCCGCGCAAGGCUGGAACGAAGUCUCCAAUUACGCCGGCGUGUAUGAGCGCUUACUAGGACCACUGUUGGAGUCAGUCUUUUCGAAUAGGCCUCCUAGUCUGUCGAGUUUCGGCCCUGCGCAGGAUGCAGAGCUGUUGAGGUUGUUGUACCCUGGUCCCGCACAGUUGGAUAAACUGAGGUUUGGCAGUCGGUCGUUCGAUGGUGAUGGGUUGCCGAGCUUCGAUAUGGGGACGCUGAAUUGGGAGGAUUUCAGUGUGAGUGAUGGGCGGUCGGCGAGCGCCGAGGGCUUUGUCGCGGGCUGGGACCUGUUUGAUCCGAAUGCUGUGGUGUCGGGGCAUGAUCUUGUAUUUGGUAUGGCUUGAGCGUAUAUCUUUUGAAAGGUCCUGCACUGUCUAAUGAAUAUCAUUUAGAUCCAUGGUUGCUCGGCUCGUAAUGAUCGUUUUCGGGCAUGUAAAAGUACAACAUGUGUUUUUACGACCCUCUUCGGUACGAGCAUGUACGGCGCAGACUACAGAGCGGGGAUCCGUGUCUAUCGCUAUGUUGUCUAUUGGCGUUGCUGGCCAUCAGCAGCCGUUCUGCAACUUAACAGAUCCAUCUAGUCAUCCGAUCAUUCUGAUCUGGGAAAGAUAGCCUCAAUUCUGUCAACCAGUGCAUCAGACACCUGAACAUCCUCUGGCGGUGCUGAUACUGCGGCAGCGUCCUUGUCCUCAUCUUGAACAGAUUUCCGGGUGAUCAGGCCUUUCCAGU
Molecule: messenger RNA, 2757 nt
Organism: Exophiala viscosa
Lineage: Eukaryota; Fungi; Ascomycota; Eurotiomycetes; Chaetothyriales; Herpotrichiellaceae
Product: fungal-specific transcription factor domain-containing protein
Exons: 1
Coding region: 309-2372 (687 amino acids)
Biological process (GO): positive regulation of transcription by RNA polymerase II; DNA-templated transcription
Molecular function (GO): sequence-specific DNA binding; DNA-binding transcription factor activity, RNA polymerase II-specific; zinc ion binding
Source: RefSeq, a predicted model, not a curated record